Messenger RNA from Rhipicephalus microplus (southern cattle tick), 1781 nucleotides. Its product is annotated as putative 4-coumarate--CoA ligase 2. Gene Ontology annotation, molecular function: CoA-ligase activity. The record is from RefSeq and is a predicted model, not a curated record. Lineage: Eukaryota; Metazoa; Arthropoda; Arachnida; Ixodida; Ixodidae.
AGAGAGCCCACUAUAGUGUACUUCAUAUCGGCACUCUUUUUGUUCUAACUGCGGAUUAAAGCGGACCUGAAAGAAGACAUCUCACAGCUUCACACUGCAAUCAUGAAGGCACGCAUAGAGGAUGGAGUUGUAUAUUCGCCGUAUCCCGAAAUCGACAUUCCAAUAUGCUCUGUCUACAGUGCGAUCAGCAAAUUUUUGUCCAUGCAACCAGGAAAGUUAGCCGUCGUAGACGAGCAGAUAAGCCUGACCCGAGGGGAAUUUUUGGCGCGUAUGAAGCGCUACGCGGCAGGCUUCCAAGCACAUGGCCUAGGACCAGAUCAUCGUGUAGCAGUGCACCUCGGUAACAGCGCCGAGAACCUUACAGCGCUUUUCGCACUCACAUUCACUGGUGCUUCGGUCAUCCUUUGUAAUCCAAUACUGAAUCACGAUGAACUUCUCUUCCAAAUGAGUGAUGGUGGUGCAACCCAUGCCUUCACAAGUUCACAACUGGCACUAAAAAUGUUGGCGGUCAGUUCGAAACUACACCUCAAGGGUCUUUUUGUUACUGGCGAAGCAGAUGGCUUCAUUUCUGUAAGCCAAUUUCCGGAACAAAGUGAACCAGAUUUUUGUGAAGUUCUGGUAGAAUACCCAAAAGAAACCACAGUAGCACUCUUCUACUCAUCUGGUACAACUGGUCACGCCAAAGGAAUGGAGAUAUCUCACUACAGCUUCGUCGCCAAUCUUCAUAUGACCAGAUCAGUCCUUACCUAUGAAGAAAAGGAAAAUGACGUGCUUCUGGCUUGGUAUCCUCUCACUUAUGCCUCGGGCUUUCUCUUCACUAUCGUGGCGGCGUGUAUCGGAUCCACCUGCGUCAUCGUGAACCCCGGCAUUUCUUUCGACGAGCUUGUCUACUACGUUAACAAGUAUAAGGUGACGACGCUGGCAAGUGUGCCGACCCGCCUUCACUACUACCUGUCAGAUAUCGAGCGGACCGGCACGGUCCUCCCAUCAAUUCGCAAGCUUAACGUGGGCGGCACGGUGUUAACGUCCUCUCUGGCUGACCGUCUGCUGGCCGCUUUCCCAGGUUUGCGUUGCCUGCGCAACCUGUACGGAAUGUCGGAAUCUUGUAGCGUCCUUUGCGCGCCACCCACAGAUGAGAUCAGCGCUGCCAACAUCGGCUUCCCAGGACCUAUGGUACAGCUCAUGGUAAUCGACCUGGAGACAGGAAGGAAGCUUGGGCCACACGAAAACGGGGAACUAUACUUCAGGGCUCCGAGCGUCAUGAGAGGCUACUACAAGCAACCUGAACUGACAGCCGCUUUUAUGGACAAAAAUGGCUGGUGUAAAACUGGAGACAUCGUGUACUAUGACGAGAGUGGCCGCUUCUACUUCGUGGACCGCAUGAAAGACAUGAUCAAGUGCCUCGACCAGCAGGUUUCUUCCACCGAGCUCGAGUCACUGUUACAGAGUCACGAGUGCGUCGCUGACGCGGCGGUGGUAGCCAUACCACGCACAGAAUACGGAGACGCGCCGGCUGCUUUUGUAGUGCUGAAAAAUCCGACCACCGCUUCAGCGGAAACAGCCAGCGAGCUGAAGGCGUACGUCGCAAAAAACACGGAAGCUUACAAGCACCUUCACGGUGGUCUGACAUUUGUUGAGAGACUGCCGAGGAACGUCAACGGCAAAGUGAUGAAGCAGCACUUGAAGCAGUUAUACCAAACAGCAACAGUCUAUUAGGAGCGCACGCGCAUGUGCUAAGAGAUGUCUAGAGAAAAAAAUAAAAUCUAGACCUAAAACACACA